GGAAGGGGAGGGGAGCCGUCUGCCUUCCGCUUCUGGGGCUGGAUUGACACACAAUGAGGAGCAGAGAGGCCGGGGAGACGCUCCACAAACGCCGCUGUAAAUAAUUACAACAAUCACAGAGGCCGGAGAAACAUGGAGAACCAGUGCACGGUGCAGGUGAAGCUGGAGUUGGGCCACAGAGCUCAGCUGAAGAAGAAAGUGACCUCUGAAGGCUUCACACACGACUGGAUGGUUUUCGUCAGAGGCCCAGAGACCGGCGACAUCCAGCACUUUGUAGAGAGGGUCGUCUUCCGCCUGCAUGACAGCUUCCCCAAACCCAAGAGAGUAUGCAAGGAGCCUCCAUACAAAGUGGAGGAAUCGGGAUACGCAGGCUUCAUCAUGCCUAUCGAGGUUUACUUCAAGAACAAGGAGGAGCCAAAAAAAGUCAUCUUCAACUAUGACCUGUUCCUUAACUUGGAGGGAAACCCUCCCGUUAACCACCUGCGCUGUGAGAAACUCACCUUCAACAACCCCACCAAAGAAUUCAGGAAAAAGCUCAUCAAGGCGGGAGGGAUACUGGUGGUCCCUGAGGGGGCUGAAGCUAUGUCGAGGCCCAGUCCGGACUACCCAAUGCUUCCCACCAUCCCCCUCUCAGCCUUCUCAGACCCCAAAAAGACAAAGACCUCUCAUGUAUCAAAGGAACCAAGCAAAGAAGGAAGUGGUGGCAGCAGCAAAGGACCCAAACCACACAAACUGACCAAGGAGCACCGUGAACGAUCGCGGAAAGACUCUGAGAGCAAAGGGUCGUCCAAAGGCGACGACCGAGAUGGGAGCAGCAAAAGCGGUCGCGACCCUUCCUCGUCCUCCUCUUUGAAAAAGCCGUCAGAGAUCAAAGUGAAGGACGAAGUUAAAGUUCAGCCGAAGGCGGCCUUCAAGGAGCCCAAGCUCACCCUGAAGGAGUCGAAGAUGGACGGCAUGUCCCCUAAAGGAGGGGGGGCAGGAAGCGGCGGGGGAGGCGGAGGAGGAGCGGUGGAGGCCAAAGCUCCGGGGAAACGCCCCUCCACCGUGGAGUCCCCCAAACCCAGCGUCAAGAAGCAAAAGAAAGGCAGCUCCGAUGGGCUGAAGGGGCCGACGGGCGGCGCGUUCACCGGGACGUCGCCGCGCGUCUCCUCGUCCUCGGCCGUCAGCCAGUCCUACGGCGAGAAGAAGCCUUCCAAGGAGAAAGGCCGCUGGCCGACCAAAAACAAAAACGAUGCCCAGGAGCUGAAGGAGCUCAAGAAACUUCCAGAGUCGGAGGAGUCCAAUUCAGAGGACGAAGCGUCGUCAAAGUCAGAGCAAUCAGCUGCUUCGAGUCCUUCCAACUCAACUUCCAGUUCUGACUCCAGUUCAGAUUCAGACUUUGAGCCUGGACAGAAACCAGGGCAAGGCCCGCUCAGAUCCAUGGUGGAAGAGAUCCAGUCCGAAGAGUCGGACGACGACGACAGCAGCUCAGAAGAAGAGACGCCCGUCAAAACCAACCCCCCCAACCGCGACUCUCGACUCAGCCUGGACAGCGAGAGUGACAGCAGCGACGAAUCGCACCGCCCCAGUCGAGACCCCGCCCCACCCCCACAGAAACACGGCUCGUCCAACAACAAAGUUGUCCGAAAAAGUCCAGAUUCCUCUUUUCGCUCAGAGAAGGUGAUGAAGAAGGGAUACGACAAGGUAGGAAGGGCCUACACAGAGGAGCUGGUGGACCUCCAUCGCAGACUGAUGGCAUUAAGGGAGCGAAACGUCCUGCAGCAGAUUGUCAACCUGAUCGAGGAGACCGGCCACUUUAACGUGACAAACACCACCUUUGACUUUGACCUCUUUUCAUUGGACGAGUCCACCGUCCGUAAACUACAGAGCUACCUGGAGGCGACGGCCACGUGACAGGAAGCGGCGGGGGCCGGCGUGUGGAUGUCAGCGGCAGAGGUAGCCUCGCCAUCAUGCCUGCUCUUUGCGGAAGAGACGAGCAGAAACGUCUGUCGCGGCCUUUUCACGAGAAUGACUGAAGCAUCGAACAACCACACCACGAAACAGAAACACACGAACAGUCGCAAGCACACAACACCACCUUCAUGUGACGCUGGGGAGGAAGCAGGAGGAGGAGGUGGUGGUGUGUGAGGAAACGCCGGAGCAUCUGACCUCCGUCUGGUCAGGGUUUUCACUACACACACUUCGAAUCUGUGCCGAGCUGAGGAAUUCGCCCAACAAACCCCCACCCCGUCCCUCCCUCCUGCACUUAAACCGCUCCCGCCUCUGCAAACCUAAUACUUCCCCUCCUCCUCUUCCGCCUCUCCUCCUCCUCCUCCUCCUCCACAUGCACACUCCUGUCUGAGCAGAACACUCCGGCCCCUGCAUUGUCAGCUGGAGCUCAUUUCUCUUCCAACACACUCCUGAGUUGCGUGUGAACGCCGUCCGUGAGUUUGCGCGCGACUCGUUCUGCUGAGGUUUAAGAGGACUUGUUGUCUUUGUGGUCACCGACUUCUUUGUUUAUGAAACUUGAGCACAAACAGCCGGUUGCAUUUCUACCACCAGUCACUCGCCAACAAGCACACUUU
Molecule: messenger RNA, 2564 nt
Organism: Poecilia reticulata (guppy)
Lineage: Eukaryota; Metazoa; Chordata; Actinopteri; Cyprinodontiformes; Poeciliidae
Gene: mllt1a
Product: MLLT1 super elongation complex subunit a
Biological process (GO): positive regulation of DNA-templated transcription
Cellular component (GO): transcription elongation factor complex
Molecular function (GO): chromatin binding
Source: RefSeq, a predicted model, not a curated record